Messenger RNA from Nelumbo nucifera (sacred lotus), 1347 nucleotides. RefSeq lists its product as uncharacterized. The record is from RefSeq and is a predicted model, not a curated record. Gene Ontology annotation, molecular function: zinc ion binding. Lineage: Eukaryota; Viridiplantae; Streptophyta; Magnoliopsida; Proteales; Nelumbonaceae.
AUGGCAACAACUCUACGCAAGGUCUUAUUAUGUUAUUGCACUUUUGAGGAUAAUAUAAUUGGAGUUCGUGUUGACAGUCAAACAGAUUUUAAUGAAUUUGUUGAUGAAGUGUGUGGUGGUUUGAAGGUUCAUGCUAAUAGCGUGAGCUUACAUUAUACAACACAUUUCAACAAAACAUGCUUCUUGCCAUUAAAUGGGCCACGUGACCUUUCAAAUCUAUUGGAGUUUAAUAAUGAGAGUGCAAAGCUUCGUGAUUCUCCUAAGUAUCUUCCAUCAGAUAUAAUAAACGAUUUUAGUCGUGAUCAUGCCAUUUCACUGACUUAUAAACAAGCAUGGCGGGGGAAAGAGAGACUAAUUGAUGCGGCCCAUUUGAAGGGUAACUAUCAAGGUCAAUUAUUAGCUGUCAAUGCAUAUGAAGCGAAUAAUCAAAUGUUUCCAGUUGCGUUCGCAGUUGUUUCAUCUGAGUCAAUUCCAUAUUGGACUUGGUUUUUAGAGAAUUUGAAAUUUGCAUUGAAUGAUGAUCGAAAGUUAGUAAUUGUUUCUGACCGUAACACUAGCAUUCAACAUAUAGUAGAAACUGUGUUUGACUCUGAAUAUCAUAAUUUGGAUAUCUAUGGUUGGAUAAUAGAUAGUGAUCCGCCACAUUGGGCAAAUUCUCUAUUCAAGGGUAGACGGUAUGAUAAGUUUACAUCUAAUCUUGUAGAUUCAUUUAAUGCAUGGGUGUUAGAGGCACGGGAACAACCUAUCAUGUCCUUAGUCAACAUAAUUCGAUUGAAAAUGACAGAGUUGACAUUUAGGAGGCAAUGUGAAGCUAAGGGAUAUAAACAGCCAGUGGGCCCUAAUAUAGAGGAUUUUCUUAAAUUUAACAUAUCAGAGUCCAUAAAUUUAGGAUACACACAAUGUGGGGAUGAUGAAUUUGAAAUUCGCUAUAAGGGAAAACAAGAAAUGAUGCACCUGACUUCUAGAAGUUGUUCAUGUAAGGCAUGGCAAAUGGUUGGAUUACCAUGUGUGCAUGCAUGUCGUGCCAUUGGUUUAUUGGGCCUAAACAUUUAUGAUUUUGUUGAAGAGUGCUAUUUGAAAAAAAUUCAACAGGCAAUUUACUCCAAACACAUAUUUGCGAUGCCUAAUUCAGAUAUGCCUGAUUUCAGUAAUGAGUCAGUUUCUUUUAUGAGCAAUGGUGUUAAUCAUAAUGUUGUGAACUUGUUGCCACCAAAGCAAAAACGCCAACCUGGUCGACUUAGGACUAAAAGAAUUGAAUCACAACCAAUUGAAAGGAGGGAAAUUCAUUGUAGUCGGUGUAGAGAAAGUGGUCACUACCGACGCACUUGUCGAGCUGCAAUCGAUUAG